Molecule: messenger RNA, 5568 nt
Organism: Globicephala melas (long-finned pilot whale)
Lineage: Eukaryota; Metazoa; Chordata; Mammalia; Artiodactyla; Delphinidae
Source: RefSeq, a predicted model, not a curated record
CGGGCGUUUGCAGGCACAGUCCCCGAGGCCACCCCGGGUGGGGUGUGUGGGGAGCACUAGCCGUUCGCAGCGGCAGCAACAGGAAGCCGGGCGGUCUCCUCACGCACCUGGGAAGGAAGCUUCUUGCCUUUCCCAGAACGGGAAUAGCUCCUCUCCAGCAUCCGGUGGUGAUCGCCACUCGGGAAUGCGGGUGUGAAGGGUCCGAGCUGCCGCCCAGCGGGGGAGAGACCCCGGGACGCCGGAAAUCACCAUCCCGAAGCUGCGAGAAGAAGGCGGGGGAGGGGGGAAAGACAGCAUUCUUCAGUUUGUGUGCCUUGUGGGGAAAAAAUUUUUUUUAAAUCGUUAUUUAAAAAAAAACAACAACAAACAUUUCCGUGCUACUGUCUGUCAUCAUCUCUGGGGAAAUCAGCCAGAACCACCAGAACGUAACUGAAACCAGAAGAGAGAGGCAGGAGCCGAGGCAGUACCUGCAGCGUCCGGGCACCAGAGCCACCUUGGAACGGGAACGCGUCUCCGGCGGCCGCUGGGCUGCGGCUCCGCCAAACUUUGGGGCGGGCGGGGCGGGCUGGGGCUCGGAGGGGGCUUUGUAGACCGAGGGCCGCCCCCUAACCAUGAUGUUUCGCGACCAGGUCGGGGUGCUGGCGGGCUGGUUUAAGGGCUGGAACGAGUGCGAGCAGACUGUUGCACUGCUGUCGCUGCUCAAGCGCGUGAGCCAGACCCAGGCCCGCUUCCUCCAGCUCUGCCUGGAGCACUCGCUGGCCGACUGCACCGAGCUGCACGUCCUAGAAGGCGAGGCCAACAGUCCCGGAAUCAUUAACCAAUGGCAACAGGAAUCCAAGGAUAAAGUGAUUUCCCUCCUGUUAACUCACCUGCCUUUGCUGAAGCCAGGAAACCUCGACGCAAAAGUAGAGUAUAUGAAACUGCUGCCCCAAAUCCUGGCGCACUCCAUUGAGCACAACCAGCACAUCGAGGAGAGCAGGCAGCUGCUGUCCUAUGCUUUGAUCCAUCCGGCCACUUCGUUGGAAGACCGCAGUGCUUUGGCCAUGUGGCUGAACCACUUGGAGGACCGCACGUCGACCAGCUUUGCCGGCCAGAACCGAGGCCGCUCGGACUCUGUGGAUUAUGGGCAGACGCACUACUAUCACCAAAGACAGAACUCCGACGACAAGCUUAAUGGGUGGCAGAACUCUCGGGAUUCUGGGAUUUGCAUCAACGCCUCCAACUGGCAGGACAAAAGCCUGGGGUGUGAGAAUGGCCAUGUGCCCCUCUACUCCUCUUCAUCCGUCCCCACCACAAUCAAUACGAUUGGAACCAGCACAAGUACAAUUCUCUCAGGCCAGGCACACCACAGCCCUUUGAAACGAUCUGUGUCCCUUACCCCACCCAUGAAUGUGCCAAACCAGCCUCUAGGACAUGGAUGGAUGUCUCAUGAGGACUUACGAGCUAGAGGACCCCAGUGCCUCCCAUCCGAUCAUGCCCCCCUGUCACCACAAAGCAGUGUAGCCUCUUCAGGAAGUGGUGGGAGUGAACACUUAGAAGAUCAGACCACUGCUCGUAACACAUUCCAAGAAGAAGGUAGUGGUAUGAAAGAUGUUCCAGCCUGGUUAAAAAGCCUCCGCCUGCACAAGUAUGCUGCGCUCUUCUCCCAGAUGACCUACGAGGAGAUGAUGGCCCUCACUGAGUGCCAGCUGGAGGCUCAGAAUGUUACCAAAGGUGCAAGACACAAAAUUGUCAUCAGUAUUCAGAAGCUCAAAGAGAGACAAAACCUCCUGAAGUCUUUGGAAAGGGACAUCAUCGAGGGGGGCAACCUGCGCAUCCCCCUCCAGGAGCUGCACCAAAUGAUCCUGACUCCAAUCAAGGCCUACAGCUCCCCAGGCGCCACCCCCGAGGCUCGCCGCCGGGAGUCCCAGGCCUCACACCCUCCUUCGCUGAUGGGCCCGGAGAGCCAGAGCCCCGACUGCAAAGAGAGCGCCGCGGCCGCGGGAGCCACGGCCACUGCCUCGGCUGGGGCCAGUGGCGGCCUCCAACCGCACCAGCUGAGCAGCUGUGACGGGGAGCUGGCUGUCACCCCCCUGCCAGAGGGGGAUCUCCCUGGGCAGUUCACACGUGUCAUGGGGAAAGUGUGCACACAGCUCUUGGUCUCCAGACCCGAUGAGGAGAAUAUAAGUUCCUAUUUACAGCUCAUAGACAAGUGUCUAAUCCAUGAGGCAUUUACAGAGACACAGAAAAAACGAUUGUUGUCAUGGAAACAGCAGGUGCAGAAGCUCUUUCGGUCUUUCCCUCGGAAAACCCUUCUAGACAUAUCAGGAUAUCGACAGCAAAGAAACCGCGGCUUCGGGCAGUCCAACUCCCUCCCGACGGCUGGCUCUGUGGGCGGUGGCAUGGGGAGGCGGAACCCACGCCAGUACCAGAUCCCCUCCCGGAACGUCCCUUCCGCCCGCCUUGGCCUCCUGGGCACCAGCGGAUUCGUCAGCUCCACCCAGCGCAACACCGCAGCCAACCCCACCAUCAUGAAACAAGGAAGACAGAACCUCUGGUUCGCCAACCCUGGGGGCAGCAACAGCAUGCCAAGCCGCACCCACAGCUCAGUCCAAAGGACCCGCUCGCUGCCCGUGCACACUUCACCGCAGAAUAUGCUGAUGUUCCAACAGCCAGAAUUCCAGCUUCCCGUGACUGAACCUGACAUCAACAACAGGCUGGAGUCCUUGUGCCUCAGUAUGACCGAGCACGCCCUGGGAGACGGGGUUGACCGGACCUCCACAAUCUAGAGCUGAAGAUGAGAGUGACCGCGCUGGCCGUGAAAUCGACUGCUGCGGGUCCAGUGUUAGCCAUCUUCAGGGUUGCACAGAAUCCUCCAAGAUACUUUGCAGCCAUUUCUUUUCCCCUGGUCCCUCUCCCAUUUUGAUUUUGUGAGAGCGUAGGUCGUCCUUGUAAACAUAUCAGUAGACCUGGGACUGGUUAUUUCGUCAUUUGUUUCUGUCGUGGGAUGGCUUGGUGUGGGGCAUGGGGAGGGAUCUCUAAGGGAAACAUAGGACUGGGAACGGGUGGAGGGAAUGCAAGUGGCUUCUUGGAUGGAAAUGAGGGGGAAAAUAAAGAGGGUACCGCUUGGAAAGAGAUGAGAGACUUGGGAGGGAGGCAGAAGCCCCAGCCCUUGGGAGCCUUCUCAGAAGCCUGCCUUCAGAGUCAGGCCCCGGGAGGAAAGCACGGAUGCCUGCGACCAAAGCACAACGGCGGCUCGCUCUUUUAUGUCUCCCCUGAUUGGAUUCCCUGAGGCCCCUGCUUGAAAUCCAGCCGCAGAAGAAGUCAACAUGGCAACGGGGGCAGGAAGGGAGAAAUUCCCUCCAACAAAAUUUCAGAUAAACUUUGAUUUGUGUAUUGUUUACAUAACAAUUUUAAAGGGUACAUAAUGUGUAAAGAGUUGGGCUAGAACUUUUCUUCAUACUAUGGUUUUUGUAAAGGAUUUGUUGCUAUGGAUUCAUUUUUUCCUCUAUUUUUAUAAUAGCAGCAGGGUUGUCUUUUUAAAUGGCUGCCAAGCUCUGCUUCUCGGGAAGACGGAGCUGUCACGUAGGCCUGAGUUGUGUCUCCCACCUGUGGGUGGGAGAAGUGUGUAGGUGGAGUUGAGGAUGUGGCUGGAGUGGGCGGAGCACUGGGCAGGGCGCCACCAUGUGAUCGGUUAUGGGAUUGCGCGCAGUCACCUAGGGAGUCUAAAGGAAUCCUGCUGCCCUUUCUACGCUGGAUUUGCUUCUCACCCGGAGAACCUCUUUCUCCCCACCCUACCAUGGGGUGUCAUCCUAUCAGUCCUGGCCUCGCUACACACACACACACACACACACACACACGUGGGUACAAGUUUCACUGGAGGAGAAAAGGCAAGGAUGGAUAUUUUUCCCUAGCAAGAGGCCUUAAUACCCAGAUAAUAAGCUCAAAAGGCCGCUUUUGGGGGGGUUGCUCUCAGGAACCCCAGCCUGGGGGCUGCAGCCCCUUGGCUCGCUCACCGCUGAGGAAGAGGAGGAAAAGAGCAAGGUCCGGCAACAGUGUAUAAACGGUCAGUCAGCAAGUGGCAGAGAGAGCUGCGGGGAGACAUCCCAGGUGGGCAGUGGAAGAAGAUGUGAGAAAGGUCGACUUCAUGAUGGAAAUGAUGAUUCUAUCACGUACGUCAGGGAUUUGCUGUGUUGUCGGCUGAUUUAUCCACCCGCAUGGAAGGGAGACAAAACUACUACUUAACAUGGUGAGAGAUUAACAAACUAUGCUACCAAAAAGUAAUAGCUCUAUUUCUUAAGGGCAAGAAAGACUACGUUUGGAAUUUGAUGCAACAGAGGGUAUUAGAGGAAAUCCAAGAGGAGCUGUGCUCUGCGCUGGAAAAUUGGGUUGUGUAAAUGAUGGUGUGACGGCUCAGCCAGAGGCGAGAUCAGGGAGAUGGUAGGAGGCCUGUUUAUUGAAUGGGUGUCUGGUACCAUUUUGGGGGUUUGUUUUUUUAGCAAAGUCAGAGUCGAAAUUAAAGAGAUCAGACCAUGAAAAUCACUGCGUUUGCUUGGGGUUAUGUUUUAAAAUAAUGAAGUAAAUACAAUUUAAAAGGCCUUAAUGAAAUCCAAACAGCUUUCUUCUACCUUCAAGAUUGAAAACGUACACCCAACACAGCCUUGGAUGUUGUGAAGCUUGCAAAGUCUUCUUAAGGUCUAAAAUGUGGGAACAUCUUAACCACAGAGAGCCUUUAGCAAGCAAAGAACAUUGAAUCCACAACAUCCUGCACUGCAUUUUAUAAAAAAGGGGGGCUCUCCAUGGGUGACUAUGUUCUAAAGAUGCAAAUUCAUUUGCAGAAAGAGGCAGCAUUUUUUAGUUGAUAUGUUUUAACCAAGUGCCAUUAACAUUCAUCCUCCACUCCCCUUUUCUAAGCAAGCUUAGGGUUACUUGGGGGAUGUGUUGGGAUGGACAAUCGUGUGAGCCAGGAAGGACAAGUCAAAGAUGUUGAAGGCCAAAGGCAAGACCAGAGGGUUUGCGAAGGUGUUUUUUGGAUGCUAAGAACGUUAAUGGAAGAAAAAAAACAGUGGUAUAACACAUCUUGUGGAGAAAUUAAAAAGCAUUCAGAUCUGCUGCAAAACACGUAUAUCCAUAAACACUCGGGUUGUUCAGAAAACAGAUUGUGAACACAAUCACAUGAGCAUGAAUCCUUUAAAAGGAUGAAGACCUUAAAGUAUUUGCAAAUCUGAAUUUCUAUUUAUUCCUUCACUGAAUAUAGAAACAAUGGUUAUCUGAUUAUUAGAGAUAUUAUUUUGGAUAUGUUACUUAUUAACUUGCUAUGGCUGGUAACCAUGAUAAAGUCUGUUAUUAAUAACAACAUAAUUCUUUUUUUAAAAGAAAAGCUUAUUUUUCAUUGACUGUGUAUAGAUUUAUCUACUUAGUUGUGUUCUGCUCUUAGUGUUUUAAUUUUUUUUUUAAGUUGACUGUUCUGAUAAAUUUUAGGCGCCUGUCCCCACCUUGUUUUGAGUCCUGUGUUGACUGCAGGUAUACAGCUCAAUCUAAAAAUCCUAAAGCAAAAGAACUUUAUUUAUAAAAAAAAAAAAAAUCAAA